AUGCCCCUCCUCACCAUGCACAGCAAGCAGAUCAGCUGGACUCCACUGCUGGUUCUGGGGUACCUCUUUUACCUCCUCCUGGGUGCUAUGGUGUUCCAGCUGCUGGAGAAACAGGCAGAAACACAUUUUCGGGACCAGUUCCAGCUGGAAAAGCUCAAGUUCCUGCAGAAUUACACAUGCUUGGACAGACAAGCCCUGGAGCAGUUUGUACAGGUCCUCAUGGAAGCAUGGGAAAAAGGGGUCAACCCAGAAGGAAACUCUACAAAUCCCAGUAACUGGGACUUCAGCAACUCCUUCUUUUUUGCAGGAACUGUUGUCACCACUAUAGGUUAUGGUAACCUGUCCCCCAGCACAGUGGCAGGGCAGAUCUUCUGUGUGUUCUAUGCCUUAUUUGGAGUGCCCCUCAACCUGGCCUUCCUCAAUCAGCUGGGGAAAGCUCUCAAUGCUCAUCUGCUUACCCUGGAAAGAUGGGUGCAAAAGCCAGGGCGUGCCCAGGUGGUUCAAACACUGGCAGUGGCCAUCUUCCUGACCACUGGGACCUUGCUUUUCCUGGUGUUCCCACCAUUAGUUUUCAGUUAUGUAGAAGGCUGGAGCUAUGGAGAAGGCUUUUACUUCACCUUCAUCACCCUGAGCACCAUUGGAUUUGGGGACUAUGUAGUAGGCACGAACCCCAACAAGCACUAUAUCCCUGUGUACAGGAGCCUAACUGCAAUAUGGAUUGUUUUUGGCUUGGCCUGGCUGGCUCUGGUCUUCAACGUGGGAGCUGACUUGAUGGAAAGAUACCUUCAGCUAAAGUGGCACAAGUCUGACUUAAGCUUGGCAGAAGGAGACACCACCAAAUUGGAAGAUGAACCUGAGCAGCCUAGGAUCCAUAUCCCUAGUUGA
Serinus canaria (Common canary) is the source of this 885-nucleotide messenger RNA. Its product is annotated as potassium channel subfamily K member 16-like. Gene Ontology annotation, molecular function: potassium ion leak channel activity. NCBI's taxonomy places the organism in Eukaryota, Metazoa, Chordata, Aves, Passeriformes, Fringillidae. Bases 1 to 885 code for a protein of 294 amino acids. Gene Ontology annotation, cellular component: membrane. Gene Ontology annotation, biological process: stabilization of membrane potential; potassium ion transmembrane transport. The record is from RefSeq and is a predicted model, not a curated record. The transcript has 5 exons.